Molecule: messenger RNA, 825 nt
Organism: Acanthosepion pharaonis
Lineage: Eukaryota; Metazoa; Mollusca; Cephalopoda; Sepiida; Sepiidae
Source: the annotation of a GenBank genome assembly
AUGACUACAAAAAGAACAAUCAGCAAUAUCUCUAUCUAUAAAAGGCAGAAUGUACAAUAUAUCUCCCUCUUUCUUUCUCUCUCUGUUUCUCUGUCUCUUUUUUCUUGCUUUCUUUAUUUCACUCCCUCCCUCCCUCCCUCCCUCUUUCUCGCACUCAUUAUUUCUCAUCUUCUCUCUCUUUCUGUCUAUAUCCCUCGUCCUUUCUCUCUCCUUCUUUCCCUUACCUUCGUUCUUUCUCUCUCCGUCUUUCUCCCUUUCUCUCUCUCCAUCUUUCUCUCUCUCCGUUUUUCGCUCUCUCUCCCUCUCUUUAUGUCUGACUUCCCUCUUUCUCUCUCUUUACAUCUCCCUCUUUCUUUUUCUCUAUCAUUAUUUGUCUCUCUCUUUCUUUCCAUCUUUCUUUCCCCCUUUCCUCUCCCGUUCUUUCUCCCUCACUCGGUAUUUCUUUCUCCCUCUCUUUCACCCUCUCUUUCUCCCUCUCCAUCUUUCUUUCUCUCUCUCUCUUUCUCUCUCUCUUUUAAUCUAAUACAACUGAUGUCCUGUUUCUACAUACACUCUCUCUCUCUCUCUCUCUCUCUCUCUCUCUCUCUCUCUCUCUCUCUCUCUCAUCAUACAUUUCAGCGGCCCCUAGCUCACUGUCAGCUGGGGGUUAAGCAAUCGCGUCAACUGUUCAAGAUUGCUGCGAGCUCAUUGGCACGGUUGCAAAAGUUUAACCUUGGGGCCAUCCAAUCAUACACGCAAGCAGUUCUCUUACGCACGCGUGCAUGCGUACGUCACCUUAGUAUGUGUGCUCAAGUUCAACCGGCCAACCGCCUCUUUAUACCAUAA